Messenger RNA from Oryza sativa Japonica Group (Japanese rice), 2106 nucleotides. RefSeq names its product protein NRT1/ PTR FAMILY 1.2. Gene Ontology annotation, cellular component: plasma membrane. The record is from RefSeq and is a predicted model, not a curated record. NCBI's taxonomy places the organism in Eukaryota, Viridiplantae, Streptophyta, Magnoliopsida, Poales, Poaceae. Gene Ontology annotation, biological process: transmembrane transport. Gene Ontology annotation, molecular function: transmembrane transporter activity.
UCUUUCUUGCUAUUUUGAAACAUUGCUGCUUUCAGGGGAACAAAUUCUCUUCUGUAGGUGUGGUGAUCCUCUAUCUCUCGUAUUGCCCUGGGUUUUGCUUAUGAUGGAAGGUCAUAGCAAUGAACUGGGACGGGCCAACACCUUGAAGAAAGGAGGUCUUCGACCAAUCCCGGUCAUCAUCGCAAAUGAAGUAUCUGAACGAAUUGUGAGCGCAUCAGUUACUGCAAACCUUAUUAUCUACCUUACAACAAAGUAUCACCUCGGUGCUGCAAGUAGUGCAAUCAUCAUCUUUGUGUAUCAAGCAGCUGCAAAUUUUUUGCCUGUGUGUGGUGCAAUUGUGUCUGAUGCACUAUUGGGUCGUUACCUGAUGGUUACAUUAACAUUGUUCUCCUGCACAACUGGGACUUUUAUGCUAUUCCUAACAUCACUAAUUCCAAAAUUAACACCCCCAGAUUGUGGUCUUUCAAAUCAAGGUUGUACUUCGCCAUCUCCACUACAACUGUUUGUUCUGUGUGCCUCUCUUGGUUUCAUGUCGCUCGGAGCGAGUGGUGUUCGCCCCUGCUGUCUUGCCUUUGCUGAGGAUCAAAUUGCUCAUUGGGACGAAGCCCAAAAGGACCGUGCACUCCGUGGUUUGUUCAGCUGGUACUAUGUAUCGGUCGGCUUCGCGCAGAUAGUGGCUGUUACCAUCCUCGUCUACUUUCAAGAUCAGGUGGGUUGGAAGGUUGGGUUUGGGAUUUCAGCCGCCGUUAUGCUAUCCAUCACACUUGUGAACUUGGCAGCAUCACCCUUCUAUGUGAAGAUGAAGCCACAGAGGAGUAUAUGGAUCAGCUUACUGCAAGUGGUUGUUGUGUCUCUUAAGAACCACCACCUGGUACUUCCGAAGACAUAUCAGAGUGCUCAGUUCCAUAAUGCCUCGGGAUUAAGAGAGCUAGUUCCAUCUGAAAAAAUGAGAUUCUUGAACAAAGCAUGCAUUCUGAGAUACCAUGCAACCAAUGUGAGCGAUGGAGCAGGCAGAACUAACUCAUGGAACAUCUGUACCGUGGAGCAAGUGGAGAACCUCAAAUCUGCACUCAGCGUGAUACCGAUGUGGUCAGCAAUGAUAAUGACCUUCCUGAUACAAAGCUCAUCCUUCGGGGUACUACAAGCAGCCACCAUGGACCGGCGAGUUGGCACAAAAAAGUUCCAACUACCGGCGGGCUCUAUCUCAAUCUUUGAGAUCAUAACCUUCACGAUAUGGUCAGGCUGCUAUGACCGGUACAUUGUGCCAUUUCUUAGAAGAAUCACAGGUAGGCAGCAGGUGCUAACCCUUAAGCAACGGAUGGGCAUUGGUGUGUCCUUGUCCAUUGCAUCCAUGCUUGUGGCAUCAGCAGUGGAGACAUACAGAAGGAAGGUUGCGGUUAAGGGAGGGUUGCAGCACGAUGCUAAGGGAACAUUGGAAAUGUCUGUGCUGUGGCUGGCACCUCAGUAUGUCAUAAUAGGCCUUGCAGGCGCAUUUAGCUCCAUUGGGCAGAUCGAAUUCUAUUAUGCGGUGCUUCCCAAGUCCAUGGGGAGCUUUGUGCUAGCAUUGCUCUUCUUCGGUGCUGGUGUCGCAAGCAUCAUUGCAACAUUAGUGAUCAAGGCCAUCAACCUGAUCACCGGUAGAAAUGGCAUGGCACCAUGGCUGUCCAAUAACCUAAAUGAGGGUCACUAUAACUAUUACUACUUCCUUCUUGCUGUCCUUGGUGCCAUUGACCUGAUCUAUUUCAUAGUUUGCUCUUAUGUUUUCGACGAAAGGACACAAAACAUGUCCCUGGAAACUAGUGGUGAUGCAAAAGACAUGGUAGAGUUUCAAGGCUAGCUCAAGCAAUGGUAGUGCAAAUUAGUGCAAAAUAUAAGAUGUGGCUUAGUUGUUCUUGGUAUGUUUUAUGUAAAUGCUUGAACCUUUGUAUUUCAUCAAUGUUAUAUGCUAUAUAAUUCGGAGCCCUCUAAGCUUUGCUCUAUUGUAACUAUGGUUAAUUAAAGUUUCAACAAUGACUCGGUUCUAGUGAUGCAUAUGCAGAACAAGAUAGCAUGUAGAAUACAAAUAACAAAAUAUCCUCAAAAUGCAUGUUCAGUGUUGAACAUAUA